Molecule: messenger RNA, 3796 nt
Organism: Monodelphis domestica (gray short-tailed opossum)
Lineage: Eukaryota; Metazoa; Chordata; Mammalia; Didelphimorphia; Didelphidae
Source: RefSeq, a predicted model, not a curated record
GAAGGCAGAGCAGGGGACUGCAGUUAGGCUUCCUCAGUACCUUGGAUAACCUUGAAGAGAGUGGUGAGAAGGACAUGUGGCUAAGCUUCCUGAUCCCAUCCUCCCUCAGCCUCUGACUUCCCCUUCUCUUGGGCUCCAGGGAACCACAGACCAUGGCUCAAGUGGUAUGGGGAUUGCUGUUCCUGGGCCUCAUGGCCAUGGCUCAUGGGCUUCAGAAGGGUGAUGAUCUGCUCAAUGUCUGCAUGGAUGGUAAACACCACAAGUACAAGCCUGGUCAAGAAGAUAAUCUUCAUCAACAGUGUAGCCCAUGGAAGAAAAGAGCCUGCUGCACAGCAAGUACCAGCAUUGCAGCCCAUGAGGAUGCCUCCCACUUGUAUAAGUUCAACUUUAGUCACUGUGGGAUGCUGACUCCAGCCUGCAAACGCCACUUUGUCCAGGAUCUGUGUCUCUACGAGUGUUCCCCAAACCUGGGACCCUGGAUCCAGCCUGUAAAUUCAAGCUGGAGGAAGGAACGAGUCUUGAACAUUCCUCUCUGCAAGGAGGAUUGUAACAUGUGGUGGGAGGACUGUAAAACCUCCUAUACCUGCAAAGAGAACUGGCACAAAGGCUGGAAUUGGAGUUCAGGGAUUAAUGAGUGCCCAGUUAAGGCUGCUUGCCAUCCUUUCUCCUUUUACUUCCCAACACCAACCUCUCUCUGUGAGAACAUUUGGAGUCGCUCUUAUAAUGCAAGUCACUCUUAUGGCCGAGGCAGUGGCAAAUGUAUCCAGAUGUGGUUUGACCCAGCCCAGGGAAACCCCAAUGAAGCUGUGGCUAAAUUCUAUGCCAAUAGUGCUGCCCCAGGCAUCUUCAGUUGGGGGUGCAGUUUUCCCUUCUUGACUCUGCUGCUGCCGCUGCUUCUCUGGGCUUGAUCCUCCUCAGGCACAAAAUCCAACUAAUCUCCACACAAACCAUAGGCUACAUUGACUGUCUGAGACCUCUGGGACCCCAGCUUCCUGCCUGACUCAGCCUGCUUCUCCAGAGACCCUGACUUCCUGAUCUGGAUUCUCCCUGCUCAAACCAUCCACAGCAGCCUGAUGUGCCUGUUUGGAAACCCUCAGCCCUAUAUGCUUUGGAUUUCACAAGACUCCAUCCCACUCCUGAGGUGGGCAGAGAAGGGAGAACCUUCCUCCCUCCCUUUUUUAAAUUAUUUUUUAAAUCUUCACCUUCCAUCUUAGAAUCAAUACUGUGCAUUGGUUUGAAGUCAGAAGAGUGGUAAUUCCCCCCACUCUUAAGUAACUCCAACUCUAACCUUCCACCUCUCCCCUCUGAAUAACAGAAUACUCCAAUCUCCAGUCUUUCCUUUAGGGGAAAUUAGAUUUGAUUUCUACUCAUUCUAAAAUCUUUUCAAAUUAUUAUUUUGUUGGUGUCUGUUCUGUGUCAGACUCUGGUUUUUCUACUUUUCUUUGUCCUUAGGAAUCACAAUGAAUGUCUUGAUCUGCCUCUUACUUAGUUGUCCACAAAUUAGAUGUUUUGAAACAUUUAAGGGAGGAACUGAAUAAUGAGCUCCUAAAAUUCUAUCAUUCAUUCCAUAAAUUGAGAUUCUUACCCCCAAAUCAGUCUUGAUAAUUUUAAUCACAAUAAACAAUAUCCCUAGUAUCUGGUCCAUAUGCUAAUAAAAAAUUUCUGAGUCAAAAUUAUUUAAGGUGGAGAGAACAAUGGGUUUGGGGACAGAAGACCUGGGUUCAAAUUCAACCUUAUUUAUGAACCUGGGUCUCCCUCAAGUUUAAAAGGAUUGGAAUAGAUAGCUUCUAAUUUCCAUCCCCACCCUAAACACACAAUCCUUUGGGAAAUAUGGGAGCAGUGAGGUGGAUAUUAGAUACAAUCUCUAGAAGCCCCUAAUCCACAUCCAUUUUUACUUUUGCUUUGUCUGAGAUAAUUAUUGCCCCUGCUUUUUGAAUACUAGGCAGAACAAAACAAAGAUUUUGCUCUAGCUCUUUAUAUUGUGUUUCCUUCCCUUUAAUGUGUUUAAAAUACUGCUUACCUUCUAUGCAGUAACAGCUUGAAGACAGAAGGGCAAGAGCCAGGCAAAUAGGGUUAAAUGAUUUGCCCAGGUCACACAGCUAGGAGGUGUUGUGAGUUCAGGAUAGAAGAUGGCAAUUGUAAUAUUUAACCAAUUUUCCUUUUGUGAACUAGUUAUCCCAUUUGCCCCAUUUCCCCCCUUCUUUGGUUUGAAAGGACUGGCCCUUUUCCUUGCUUCCUCUCAGUCCCCCAUCCUCAAUUUGUUUAAGCAAGAACUGAGAGUAAGAACACUUUUACAUGCAACAAUUAUCUGUCUAAUACUAUUCUUGUUUGGAAAUGUUUUUGGAAUCCCAACAUAAAGCUAUUCUUCCUAUUUAUGUGCUUAUUUGUUAUGUUAUAUUCCUAAAUAAUGUGCUUAUAACAAAACAAAAGUUGGUUUCUCCCUGAGGGAUGGUCUCAGGCUAGCAAUAGACCUUGAGUUAUAGCGCAGUAGGUAGUGCAUCAGUCUCAUAAGCCAAAGGUCCCAAGUUCCAUCCUCAAAAGGGGGAUGUGAAACAAUGGGAAAGGCAAAAAGAGGCGGCCAUCCCCACUCAGAACUAACUCAAGGACUGUUGUUAGCUUGAACCUGUGAAGUAGGACCUUUCCUGGGGAGAAACUGCCUACGACUAGUUCAAAUCCUGAGGUUUCUACCUCCAAACCAAAUAAACUGGGGAUCACCAAAUUCCUCCAAACUAUAAGUUGGGAGGACUUCUGGUUUCCAUGUUGACAAACCAUUACAAUAGAUAAGUUUUUUACCUUAAAAACUCUUAAAAACCAGGCCAUAGGUUAUGGUCUUUUUAAAAAAUUAAACCCCAUAAAAUUUUCUCUCCAAAUUUCUCUCCAAACACAAAAUAUAGGGUUACUAAGGUGUGUAAACCUUAAAUUUUCUUAGACUUAUAAAUGUUGGAAAUUUCACCAUUGGGAAAUUUCAUACUUGGAAAAUUUCAUACUGAUAGUGGGAACUCUAUUGGAAUGUAGAACCCCAUUGGCAAGGGAGGUUCCUCCUCCUCCCUUCUUAAGAUUACUUUAGGACAAAAGAAACCUUUUGCUGAACAAUGGAAAGGGCUGCAGCAUAGAUCAAAAUUUAAUUAUUCCAAUCUCCACCCUACUCAGGGUAACAGGAUUUAGGAAGGGCUGCAGCAUAGAUCAAAAUUUAAUUAUUCCAAUCUCCACCCUACUCAGGGUAACAGGAUUUAGGAAGGGCUGCAGCAAAGGAUCAAGAUUUAAUUAUUUGAGAAUAUGACCUUCAACAGACAUGUGCAAAGCCACAGACCUCUGGGCGGUCCUGGGUUAAGCUAGAGCCACCAUUGGCACAGGGAAGACAUGGACAGUGAUUGGUAGAUGUGAGAACUGAGGGGAGUGAACUUGGAUGGUUUCCUUAAAGAUAGCAGGGUCUGAGGACUCGGGGUGGUUGGAGAGUUUUUGUUCUGAGAGGUUGUGCUCUGAGAAGCUUGCUCGGAAGGAAGCUGGAGGUGGAGGCCCCUGAGACUGUUUCUCCAUUUUGGUCACGUGAGUGAUAGGGACUGAUCUCUUUUCUUUGCCUCAGCUAUCUAAGGGCUUGGGCCUUUUGGCCCAGCCUAAACAGAAGGGAUAUUUAAGCCCUAUUCCCUUCUCUCCCCUUUCUCUCUCCCUCUCUCUCUCUAUCUCUAAUACCUUUCUUCCUCCUGUUUGUAAUUAAACUCCAUAAAAGAUUGACUGCUGACUUGAGUUUUCAUUUAGGAAUUACAUAGCUGAAUUCCUUGGCGACCUUAAAUUAAUA